GUUGUUGCUCUACCCGCAGACCGACUUCCGGCUCGACGUGCUGCCCGACCUGUCGCUCCUUGAAAUCCUCUGGUACCUACCCUUAAAGGACCUGGUGGCCGCCGGGCGCGCCAGCCCCCGCCUCUGCGCGCUGACCAGGACCAAGAUGCGCCUCUGGCAGACCGAGGACACGCUCGCGCUCAAGAAUUACAAUGACAUCUGCGACGUGUUGGCUGUGGCCCCUCCCGUGGACAUAUUGGCUGUGGCGCCGGCGGCGCCGGCGCUGGAUCCGUUGGCGGGGAAGUUGACCGUGGUUCCAGACGACGCCGCCAACACCACAGGCCUCUCACGAAAGCUUGUACUGUUCACUCGGGGUUGCGUACUGGCCGAGAGUGUCGACAGCCUCAUCAGGGAAGUCGCGCAGACGGUCAAGCGUCUCGAAGUCGACGCGGAGCUCGCUUGGAUUUUCACCUCAUUGCAGGAGGCCAACUGGUCUAAGCUGGAGCACCUGCAAAUAUCAGCGCAAGAGCUUGUUCCAGGGGGAGUGACGGGCGCAGUGGGAAACUUACUGUGGCCACAGGACGUGGUGUUGCCCAGGCUGCAAACCGUCGUGGUGGAGCCCCUUUACUUCGAGUACUCGGACACCCAUCGUCUGUUUGACAUUUCUGUCGAACACUUUGCGGCGCUCGAGUCGCUGCUGCGAGCUCACCGUGAACAGCUGGACUGUGUGAAGCUGUGUCUGUCGCAACUUCUUCCCCUUGUGGAGGCGUGCUCGAGCGACCUACACCGACUGGAAGUCGAAAUAGCAGACAACGACGACGUUGCAGUGCUGCGACGGAUGCGUGGGCUGAAGCAGCUCAAGAUCGGCGUGGACCAUCUUUAUCCCGAUUUUAAGCUGACAGAUUUGCUGAGGUGCUGGGUGGGACCCCUCGAGCACCUCGUCCUUCAAGACAUGAUCCAUGAGACGGUCGUGCACGCCCUGGGCGCGGGCGCGCUCAAGAGGCUCCUGUUUUUGGUGAUUUGGUCGGAUUGGGAUGAUGAUACGAUCAGGGGAACACCGGGACCCCUUCGCCACCUGCCGGAGGCGUUGGCAGGGCUGCCCCGCUUGCGUUCGCUCGCCCUGCAGGUGCCGUUGCACGUGGUGCUCCCCGACAUCACCCCCGCCUCCAUCGCCGCCCUGGAGCUGCUUAUCGUCGCGUGCGAAUGUGCAAAGUCUCGGUGUCGGUGCGCAGGAUGCUCGGGAGCCGGCCAGCUGCCCCGGCGGCUCCAGGACCUGGUUCGCUGCGCCCCCUUAUCAUCGCUCCACGUACUGUUUUUAAGCGCCGAUCGGAGAACACACCAGAUCUACUUCAGGCACUCCGCAUCAGAGUCGGGCUGUGCGUUGUGCGCAGAGGCUUUCGAUGUCUUGAUGUGCCACUUGAGGAUCUUCGACGAUAAACCGGACGGCAAGCCGCAGGGCAUCCCAGUCAUCAGCUAGGCUCCACACCGGACAAGUCUCCCAAGUCCCCAGCCUGGCACUCCAAGCAGCUUCCAUUCCCCGAACCGUUAUUUGGGCGAUCCAGUGGCGGAGUUAAGCUGAUUGGAUGUGCCUUUGACAACUUUAAGUUACUCUAUUUGUUUUUGUUUUUUAUUUAUUUAUGAAAUAUGUUUAUUGCAGUCUAGUUUCACAAUACACUUCAAUUCGGAGGGUGAAAUGCUUAAAACA
Molecule: messenger RNA, 1684 nt
Organism: Frankliniella occidentalis (western flower thrips)
Lineage: Eukaryota; Metazoa; Arthropoda; Insecta; Thysanoptera; Thripidae
Exons: 5
Coding region: 146-1456 (436 amino acids)
Source: RefSeq, a predicted model, not a curated record